AUGGCAUCCGCGGCGUCCGGAUCUAGUCUUUUCAAAGCUAUAGCACCUUUUGCGGCGUUAUUAAAGUCUGCUCCGCAUCGUGAUGCAACGCACAUUCCGUACGCCCAGUGGUUGUCGUUGUAUGUGGAUUCACUUGGUAAGGCUCCCCACACUGCGGCGAUUGCUGAUGCUAAAAGAGCCGAAAAGUCCCUUUUUAUACAACAAGUACACGAUAUUGUGGAUUCGAUGUUACUAAGCAGUCUACUGGCUUCGCGGUGGAACCAGGUCCUCGUACCUAGCAACCCAAACGAGCUCCAGAGCAUGAUCUCAAUCGAGCGAGGUAAUAGUGAAAAAUCGGAAAAGGAAAAAGGUGGUGCGCAGAUGGAAGCGACUCGCUCGGAUUUGUGGUAUUUAAACCCGCGCGACGAUCCCACGGAGUCAUUGUCCGCUGCCGAUUGGUGUUAUGAGGUUGAGGGUGGGAAAAACAAUAUGCUCGAGGUGUUCACACCGAAAUUUAUGACGGAGCCGCUCUUAGGAGGGAGUUGUUUAACUCACUGGACGGCGGAGCUUCGACGCCAGGGUGAGUUGCUUCGCACCUUUAAAGAGGAUCGAUCUGAGCUCGUUGGGAAGGGGGUGGGUAAAGCGACGCCUACUAGCAGCGAUCGGACCGUUCAUCUAACGAUCCCCUUUUCUUGCCUUUGGCAGAUCAAACACGAGGCGCACCUCCGCCCUAGCGCCUCGGCAACUGCCACUUCGCUGCAGGAGCGUUGUGCGCGGCAAUCCCUCCUCCAAGGCAUCCACCACGCCUUUCAGCUCCAGGCCGAUCUCAAACGCCUCACGACGCCCCCCUCCGCGCCGGCUCCGCUCAUCAAACUUCACCUCUCCAGGCCAACGGAGGAGUUUGAGAUGCUUUGUCAGCUUCCGCGCGUUCGCGAGGUACUGCUAACCCUCAGAGGGGCGGAUCCUAAUCCUACAACGGAGGUGGACGCGGCGAUACGAAGGAAUCUUUCCCUCGCCGCGCUGUGCGAGCGCACCCCAAUUCGCCUCGCGUAUUUGCUGCGCUACAGCCUCUACCGAGCGUACAUCCGGCGUCGAAACGCGGCGAAGGCGAACGGGGAAACGGAAACAGAGGAAACAAGUGAGGGGUUCCCCAGCGCCUUGGUGAUGAUCUCGCACCCGAGCGAGCAACGCCUCUUUCGCUCGUUAGGGGUUCCCACGCUAAGCCACGCCUCCGCGAGCACCGCGCGAAACCAAAAGAACUCCGUCUCUAUUCACAAAAAGGCGAUGCUGGAAUGUGGAGAAAUGGUUCGCCGGAUGACGACACGCGAGGAGAAUUUAAGGCAAUCCGGCCUGAAAAGGUAA
Molecule: messenger RNA, 1341 nt
Organism: Phytomonas sp. EM1
Lineage: Eukaryota; Euglenozoa; Kinetoplastea; Trypanosomatida; Trypanosomatidae
Source: the annotation of a GenBank genome assembly